AUGCAGUCGGCUCAGGUGUAUGUGUGUUUGCAGGGGCUCCAGAUUGGUACAAGUGAGCUGGAGGAAAUGGGUGCUCAGUUUUGUUUGGCUCUGCUCAGGCUAAGACGCUUCACGUCCCCCUUAGAGCUCCACAACCACAACUCCCAUCUGCUGGACACGGAGAACGACCUGAUAGACACCCGCAGCAUCCCCAACAUCACCAGUCCCACCACAUACGUGUUGGAAGAGGAUGAGCCAGCGUUCCUGGAGGAAGUCGACUACAGCGCAGAAAGCAAUGACGAGAAUGAUCCCGAUCUUGAACCCGAUCUCCAGGAUAACCAUGCCCUCCCGGACCCCAAUUCUGACUCAGAGUUCAGCUGCCAAGACUCACUUAACUGAAACUGAACCAGGCUCACUUUAGUGUAAGGCUUCAGCUGAUCUCACCAGGUGAACUACGUACAUAACCUGUGUUUGCCUAAUUGCCUACUUUAUAGAAACUCGUUUGUUCACCAAAUUGACCUAAAUUAGAAGAACCUAACUUCAAGAUCGGCUUUCUAACAACAAACAUAACAUAAUAAUGCAGAAGAUCCUUUGUGGACCAUAAUGCUUAUAGAUGCUUUACGAGUUACAGCAUUAUUAGUAAUGUCAGAAAUCAGUCUGGAACAUGUCAUUAUUAAAACAGAGGAAACGUUAUGUCAUUAUUUACUCAUCCUCAUGUCGUCCCAAACAUGUUUAACUCUCAAAAUUCUGUGGAACACAAAAGUAGAUGUUAUGAAGUAUGUUCAAACGUAUAAUGAAAACUUAGUUUUUAAGGGAUAGUUCACCCAAGAGGGAAAAUUUGCUGUUAAUUUCUCAGCCUGAGGUCAUUCAAGAUGUAGGUGACUUUUUU
Sinocyclocheilus grahami is the source of this 868-nucleotide messenger RNA. RefSeq names its product cytosolic carboxypeptidase 1-like. Lineage: Eukaryota; Metazoa; Chordata; Actinopteri; Cypriniformes; Cyprinidae. Bases 1 to 378 code for a protein of 125 amino acids. The record is from RefSeq and is a predicted model, not a curated record. The transcript is spliced from 3 exons.